Messenger RNA from Lagopus muta (rock ptarmigan), 13832 nucleotides. RefSeq names its product gap junction protein gamma 2 (gene GJC2). The transcript is spliced from 3 exons. Lineage: Eukaryota; Metazoa; Chordata; Aves; Galliformes; Phasianidae. The coding region runs from base 8880 to 10127 and encodes 415 amino acids. The record is from RefSeq and is a predicted model, not a curated record. Gene Ontology annotation, biological process: cell communication. Gene Ontology annotation, cellular component: connexin complex.
ACUUUGGAUGCAGGUAGAUUUUUGGUUAUUCUUAUAGCUGCAAAUGGGAGAAAUUUAGAGAAAUUGAAGCAUCCUUAUUGGGUGCUCAAAGCCCAACAUGGUUGGUGAGAGCUGGGAACAGGGAUGCAGCACAGCUGCUCACAGCCUGGCUGUCCUGGAGCCUCUUGUGGAGCACAGAGGCAUUUGGGUUUUGAUCCUGGAGAGUUGAUGAGUCCCUCAGUGUCCUGCAGGUGGUUGCAUCCAGCCAUCUCCAUAAGGGAGCACAGACUGAUGUGCAGUGCCAGGCCUGUUUGCACACCAUGUCUUAGCAGGGCAGGCUUACACUUCUAACUCCUUAAGGUUUCAUCCUCUUUAUAUCUCAUCCUGGUUUACCCAGCUGCCCUGCUCCAGUCCUGCUCAUGCCAGGUCUCCUUAUGUACUGAACUCAUGUUGCGGAUGGCAGAAGGCAGAACCAGACCUUGAGCAACCUCUGCAGUACAGAACUUCCUUUUAGGAGGAAGUUUUUCCCCCAGAGGGUGGUGAGGCACUGGCACAGGUUGCCCAAGGAGGCUGUGGAUGCCCCAUCCCUGCAGGCAUUCAAGGCCAGGCUGGAUGUGGCUCUGGGCAGCCUGGGCUGCUGGUUGGUGACCUGCACACAGCAGGGGGUUGGAACUGGAUGAGCACUGUGCUCCUUUGCAACCCAGGCCAUUCUGUGAUUCUAUGAAAUGCAAGCAGAAAACUGGGAGAGGAGUUGAUGAAUGUCAGGGUGGGCUUCUAGCAUUACUGAAGGUUAAACUGUGCCUGUAGCAUCCUCUGUGUCCCAUCUCAACCUGGCAGAGGGGAAAGCUUGCAUCACACGUCUCUGCUUGGGAGCCAGACAAGUGCCUGGUGCCUGGUACAGGGACGUGUGACCCCUGUGCAGCCCCAGUGAUGCUGGCUGCUCGUUGCUGCUCAGUGCUCCAGCAAAACUCGCACCCGUGCACCUGAUGAUCUCUUGGAAACAUUUCUACCUUUGGGAGUAUUCUGUUCUAUCAGCAAAGAGAUAAAAAAAGCUUCAUCUUGCUUUCCACUUGCUCAGCUUGCGGGUCAGCCCCAAGCAUUGCUGGCUCAGCCCUGCAGCCUCUGUGCAGAGGCUUCCCUGUGUCAAAGGUGAGGAAGGGCUGUUCUCCUCCUCCCAAAUCUCCCCCUCUUCCCCUUCCGCCUCGACAUGUUCAUUCAUGAAAAAACAUCUGCUGGAUGGAUGAGGAGACAGAAAUUAACACUGGCACGUUUUUCCCACUCGUUGGCCAAGGGAGGUUGUAGGCUCAGAGGGUUUUAAUCUUUGUUUUCACAGCUGGAUUCAAUAUUGCCCUUUCUCCUCUCCAGUGUUUCAUUGCUGCUCAUUCCCUCGAGCAACCUGCUGCAAAGCAAAGUGUGCACUCACAUUGCAGGACAGCUCACAGCCAGCUUCCCUGGGGCUGCCUGCACCUCAGGACCCAUGACCCUCACAGCCCCCUCUGCUCAUUAGGGACUGUGCUGAGAUUUAUGCUCUCCUACUGAGGCUCCAGAAGGGCGAUGCUGCAGUGACGAAGGUUCCAUCCCACGAGGAUCCUCUGAGAGCAUCUGGCUGCAGCUCAGCUCUCCCAGCUCCUUUCCACCUGGCUCCACGUGGGGUGAAGAGGUCCCAGCAGCAGGAAUCAGCUUGGUCCAUCCUUUGGUAGGGGCAAAUGCAUGGGGUCUGCCUUAGUCCUGUGCAUGGAGCAAACCCUCAGCCUAUGGUGCCAACCGAGACAUCAUGGGUCUUUCCUCUUGCUGCAGGGUUUGGGUAUAAGGUGGAGGGUGUACAGAAUGGGAUGUAGGCAUUGGUGGAGGUGGUGGAGGGUUUUUGUGACGCUCUUGUAGGGUUCUGUGGUGCUUGUGUAGGGCUUGGUGAUGGUGGUGUAGGGUUUUGUGAUGCUUGUGUAGGGUUUACUAGUGCUUGUGUAGGGUUUGGUGGAGUUGAUACGCAGUUUGGUGGAGGUGGUGUAGGGCUUGGUGGUGGUGUAGGUGAAGCCUGGUGCUCCUGUAAGAUCUGAUGGUACUGGUGGUCCUGGCAGUGUUUUGGAUCCCUGGAUGCCCAGCACAUAACACAGGCAGCUGUGUGCUCAUGCACAUUGCAGUGGCUGAGGUGCCAUCAGCCCCUCAUUGGGUGCCCAAGGGCUCGGACCUCACGCUCUGAAGUUCUUAAUGUCAAAGCUUCAGGCAUCAGCAUGGCCUGAUGCCAGAUGGGACUGGCUCCAUUCCCACCUGGACACCAGCCUGAAGGCACCUCUCCACCUCACCAUAUAUCUCCAGGCAGAGACACCCGUCCAACACCAUCCCACCCAUCCUGCGAGCUUUGGGGAUGAAAACACACACGUCCCGCCUUCUUGGCACUGGGGAUCCAGCUGUGGGGCUCAGUGCAGAAAGCCUCACACAGGGUGGUGGCCCACCUAUAUAAAUAAGGCCAGGAAGGCUCCCAGCCAUUCCCACUCCUUGCUCCCCUUUGGAUCUGAGCAGCCAUCCUCCGCCGAUGCUCCCAGCCCCGGCUCUGCUGGGGAAGGUACUGUACCGCUCCUCCGGGCAUCUCUGUCUCUCAUUUCUCUUUUCUGCACGUAGAUAUGACUGCUUAAAUAUCUCUGUGUAUAAUUACCUAAGUGUCCAUUGACAUAUUUACUGGUGAUACUGGUGCAACAGUAAAUCUUAGUUGGGUGAGUAGAAACCUGCAGCAGUCGUGCCGUUACCCAGCUAGAAGGGUGGGAAAUCUCGUAGUAGUACCGUUUCCUUUUCACUUUGCUUUCAGUUUCCUCUGUUAUCUAAGAACAGCACAUCCAACCUGUUUAUUUCCACAUUUAUCAUGUUUUAGACUCACGCUCUGUUCCCUUUCAGCUGUGUUUAAAUCUUAUUAGUACUGGUCAUCAGGUCGCAUCCAGAUGGGUCGCAUUCCCACACGGAGUGGUGGGGGACAUCCUCAUGCAGAAUUCAUGUCUAUUCUGUGUUGUAAAUACUUGCACUUGGCAAACUGCAGUUAUUUUUGGAGUGGUGAAGAAGCCUUUAUAUCUUUGUAUCCGGUUCUCAUUGCUGCCACUUUCUGGCAGGGACAUAGGGCUGCACUAAUCCACAUGGACCAAGUUAAAUCCUGGUGGGAGAACUGUCCUGAGAGCUGCUACAUGUAGUACGGGACUUUGGUCACAGUGACACUUGUCCCCACCGUGUGUCUGACAGGAGAGGUAUGUGCUGUGAAGGUGACACCAUCACUUUUCUGACUGGGGCUGCUAAAUAAUAGUCAGACUCUCAGAGUCAGCGAUCCACCACGCACAAAUGAAAUAAAGUAUUUUCAGUGUCUGCAGGAUGAGGUGAGCGUUCUGCCCUUGCUUUGGGACUUUGUCUUUAUCUCCAACCUCCAAGAUGUCCAUAAAUGCUGAGUUGCAGUUCCCAGCCUGGUUGGGUUCAUCCUGCAGGACGCUGCACGAACCUCUGCUCUUUGCUCCUCUUGUUCCUCCUCCUUUUUCCUGGGGCUCUUCCAGGCUCCCCUCUAACAGCAGCCUGUGGACAGGUGCUAGGAGAAAAACAGCUCCCUGGAACAGCCCAAAAUGGGGCCGUUUUUGAUGCCGCUUGAAUUUUUGCAGAGUUCCCUCAUCUUUCCCAUGCGCCCUGGCCUUUCUCCUCUCCGUGCAUCUCUGCUCAGUGAAGCGCUAAAGGAGGAGCUAAGGGCGAUGAGGGGUGGAGGUGAACUGUUGCAUGGCCACUCAUUGCCUGGGGAUCCGCUUCCUCCGGUUUCUUUUGAUUUUUGGGGGAUUUUUUUUCUUUUGCAAGUUCAGGAAGGUCUCCAGCAAGUCAAGCCUGGCUGGAUUCGUAGGGCUGCACUGGCAGCCAGCAGUGCUGGGAAUGCCGGCUGGGAGCUUUAUUGCUUCCUGUUAUGAGGGUUCAGGAGAUGCUCUGGGUUGGUGGGAGAGACGUGGUCCAGCACGAGCGCCAGGUUUGGCCCCAGCACAUGGGGUGGGGUUGGAAAUGUGGAGGUUUUUUUUCCUCUUUGCUUCUCCGGCUGCUUCAGGAAAGGGAAGCAAAUAAAGGGAAUAAUUGCUCGCUUUGGCCUUUGCAGAGACCUCUGGCUGUUGAAGCAGAUCUCUGCCUUGGGUCUGCUUGCUUUGGAGCGAGAACAGACGGAGAGAAGAAUGCUAUGAAGGGCAGUGUCCCCAUCACGGUUCUUUUCUUGCCACCUCUUUGCAUGUCAGCCUUGAAAAUGUCAGGAAAAAAAAGGUUCCAUCAUAAAAAAAAAAAGGGAUUUUGUCAACAUCGAAAUUUAUCUCAGGAAUGCGUCCAGUGCAGCGAAAAUUUCAGUCGGGAAGGGCUGGAAUAAAUAUCUUCUGUGCUCCAGCCCGAGCUUAGAUGCUUCCUCUGGGCUUUUGUGCUUUGUGAUUUAAAUCUUAUUGUUAUUUCCCUUUAUUGGAUUUUUCUUGUCAUUUUCAAAGAGAAGUGCUUUUACCUUUCCGCAGUUAUGAUUCAGUGAAAUCCCAGGGAAACAUUGCACUGUUUUUCAGCAGGAACAUUCUUCAUCCUGCUAACAUCUGGCUUUUUCCUCUGAUCACCAACCAAAGCAAAUUUAAUAGAAAUUCUGUUUUCUGACUUAUCUUCAAUGCCAAACUGUGCUCCACAUUCAGUGGUGACUGGGAGCUUGAAUUGAUUUUUGCAGAGCGUGUUAAAGAAAUCGGCCUUCGCCUUGUUUUCAGGCAUCCUCGUCACACAGCCAAAAAUCCUUAUGGGCUCUUUUUCUCAGUUUGGUCCUUGCAAGGGGCAGAGACCCACCGCCGUGUUGUCAUCCAGCUUAAAACUUUGAAGAGAUUGAAGAAUCGUAGUGUUGUUAAGGUCCAACCAUCAGCCCUCCAUGCCCGCUCAUAGAAUCACUAAGGUUGGAAAAGAUCUUGGAGAUCACAACGCCCAACCGUCCCUGCUCACAGAAUCACUGGGGUUGGAAGAGACCCCUAAGAUCACCGGGUCCUGCCAUCAUCCCGUCACCACCUGGGCCACCAAAUGGAUGCAGAGCAGAGAGCACAGACGAAUGAACCCGAUGCUGAUGGGGUGAUGUGUUGUAUCCGCACCAGGGUCGUCACCACCACUCUUCUGAGAAGCCCACACAGAGUUCUGUGAUGGAGCAGAUCUGAACAUGGGUGUGAUUCACCCUGCCUGUACGUUUUUACUGUGAGACUGUUGAGGUUUUGGCUGCAUCCUUACGAUGUGAGCCCUGAUUAGUCCGACAUCUUGGACAACACCCGAAGCAUCCCGGUCUAGAGUGAAAUGUCCCUGCCUGUGUCAGAGAUUGGAAUUGGUCCCUUCCAACCCAAACCAUUCUGUGAUUCUACAGCAAAAAUGAGCCCAUAAAGCCCACUUUGUAUGCGAAAUAGGGCGCAAAUGGCAAAGUCAGUUAUUAAACACUAGUGCUACUAAACAAGAGUACAAAUUCUCUGAUUCCUGUGACUGAGGACAAGACUGUGAUCUUCUAGAGGUGGUGUUUGAGGAAACACCAAUUUCGCAGCCCUAGGAAGGGGACAGGUGAGAACCCACAACGUGGGCUGGAUGUAAGUCAAGUGGCAGGCAUGGAGCAGUCCUCCUCGUCUUCCUCCUCUUCAUCUUCCUCCUCCUUCUCCACACCCAGCGGUGCCCGCCCAGGACCAGCAGAAGACAAUGCAGAUAACGGCAGGAGGAAGGGAAGCGCAGCGCAGGAGGAAGCGCUGACACGGAGGCUGCCCUUCCCUGAAGCACAUGUUUACAUCUGACAAAGAUCUCUGCUGAGCGCUGUUUCUGGAACAGCUCUGCUGGAGGCGUGGGGCUGCAAAGAGCAGCGCAACAAACCAGAAGCACUAAUGAAAUCAAAACCUGUCUCUUUUUCCCUUUUUUCUUUCUUUUCUUUCUCUUUUUUUUCUUUUCCCCAUUUAGCUCUUAUGUUUCGAAGCGUCACUUCUGCUCACAAAGCCAAGAGCUGAGCCUGUCUCUCUGUGGCUCUCACCGUCGCUCGCUGUGAGCCGUGGGCUGCAGAUCCCUUUUUCUCUCUAGGUUCUGUAAAAUAAGUCUCCAAACUCAUGUGAUGCUGCUUCAUGGGUCUUCUUUUUUAAUAAGCAAGCUCGUUAUUUGAAUGCAUUUCUUCACUUCGUGUAGUUUUGAAACAAAUCAAAUGAAAACCCAGAAGGUGAAAAUUAGAGAAGAAAGUGAACUCAGUGUCAUGCAUUGCAGAGCUGUGUCGGUCUGGGGCCAGACUGGAUACGUAUGUUUGCUACUCAUCACUUAGCAGGAAGAUGUAACACCAGAUAGAACCGUAAUUAACGACUGCAGUUAUUCAUUUCAGUGGGAAGCCAAGAGAAACACGUCAGGAAUACCAGUGGUGUCAGCUGGGUGAGGUGACCCCCAGCAGCCAGAAGUGUCCAGGCUUUUGUCACAUCCAUCCCCCUUUGUUUCCUGUUCUCAAUGCCAAGCACUGACUGAAGCCCAGGGCACUGGAUGCUGCACAGGGAGUGAAAAGGUUCCUAUUGCUCUUUUAGGCCAUAACAUUUAUUUAUGGCUACAAAAUCUCUGUUUGUUCUCCAGUGUCUGCCUUGGAAGGAAGAAAACACAGGCUGUGUAUGAGUGUGCAUACCCCUGCUGUUCUGUUAUUACCCUGGAUACACGCAGCCAAGGUUUUGGCCCUUGCAUAACCUGCUCAAAUGGUAAAAAACCAAUGAAAGCAGGCAGGAGGAAACGCUCAGCCUUCCCCAGGCGAUGGGUUGGGUUGGUGUGAUGGGAACCACGCAGUCCCCAGUGCCUGGAGCAAGAGAAGAUGAUGGCCAGCUUGUUUGCAGCAUGGAUGCUCCAAGAAGACAUCCACCAGAAGAGAUUACUGUGUGUAUAAAUAACCUUGCAAAGAGUCUGAAGAGCCUGUGUGACCCGUGGGACUGGAACUGCGCUGAGCUGCCUUUUAUCUCAAAGCCACUGCCUGCACUCCUGCGGAGUCUGGAAGUUAUUUUUAAGUAACUAAUAAUCCUGCUCCACAGCUCCAUCCUGCACCAGCUGGAGCUGCUGGAGGUCUCACCCCAGCCUGUGGUGGGAAGGAGAUGCUGGCGGCCAUCCCUCAGGUCUGGUGGGUCUCACGGUCCUGUAAAGGCAGGUGUGAAAUGUGUUGGGAGUGGGAUGGCAGAAUGGAGGUGACAGCCAGGUGACACCCUGUGCUGCCCCGGAUGUGAAGGAUCGUGCAGGGGUGAGUAUUUUAUCCUUCUUGGUCUGGUCUCGAUGGGAGAUGUCCAGGAAUUUUGGGAGGAGACCCAACAGAUCUGGCGGUCUCUGGAAACAGCUCCAUAUCCCCCAGCUCCUUUGGCAGUGCAAGCUUUGUGGGUGUGCUGAGCUCUGAAGCAUGCAGGCAGGAUCGUUUUGCCCAGGACGGUUGUGGAUGCCCCAUCCCCGCAUCCCCGGAGGCAUUCAAAGCCAGGCUGGAUUGUGGCUCUGGGCAGCCUGGUCUGGUGGCUGGUGAUCCUUCCUAUGGCAGGAGGGUUGAAACUAGAUGAUCUUUGAGGUCCUUUACAACCCAGGCCGUGACUAUUGAAUCUCUUUAGAAGCUUAUUUCCCCCCAGAUCCCUCCCCAGACCUGUUCUGAGUGUGACAGCCACCCCUCAAGGGCAUCUUCACCUCUACUUCCGACUUCCCUGAAUACGAGGCUCUUUCCACCUACCUAUCAGACAUAGCUGCUUCUGAACGAUGAAUUAGCUCAUCAUUGCACAAGGGUAAUUAGUUUGUAAUUUAAAGUUACCACAAUACACCUAGAUCUGUGGACACAGUGGUUUGGCUGAAGUGCUCCGCCAACGUGGAGAGGUGCAGAAGAUGCUUAGUGGGCAUAGUGUGAUGGGCUGCUGGUUGGACUCAAUGAUCUUUUAGGUCUUUAUGAUUCUGUGCUGCUGCUGCUGCUUGCCUGAGAUGCUCCAGUGAGCAGGAAUUGCCACCCCACAUCCCACUGGGCUCUUUGGAAUACCCAGCUUAGUCAGAACCCUCUUGGGACGAAGAUUGCUGGUAAAUCGUAUGUCCCCUUUGAUCAAAAUGUGCUCCUCCCAUGCUUUUACCCCUCAAAGGCUGGGUCUGAUCCUUUCUGCUGUUUCCCUCUCCCGGGGAGGUUUUCUGCCUCAGCUCCCCACUUUGACCCCGCAGCUACCUGGAGCCCUGACCCCACUGGUGACAAUAAGGGUCCCUGUGGAUGGAGCAGGGCUGAGAGAUGCCCCCAGGAGACAGGGGCUCUUCUCCACUUGCCUCAGGCUUCACGCACAUUCCCACACUUACUAAUUCUUUUUCCUUCCACAAAGAGACCAGAAAGCCCUAAAAUGUACCCAAAAACCCUUUUCCAGCUGUCCCUAUCCAUGAACAGGGGAAGCAGCGAGGCAGGACCUUCAGAUCACUUCUCACUACAGAGCCUUGCCUCUUUUCCUUUUUUUUCCCCCUGCUCUCUACCCAAGGAGCUUUUGCCAAAAUGCGUUUUCCACAUGUUCCCUAUUAGUCAUGCUCUCUGUCUUACAAAUCUGUUACCAGCACCGCUAGCCGAUGCUAUUAAUUUACUUCCAGUCCGCUCAAGAGCUCGGCAGCAAAAUUCCAGGCACCGUUCCUAAAACCAGAGCCGGCGGUUUGUUUGGAUUUAAAAACCGAUGCCUCCUUCCUGCCCGGUAUAUAUAGCACCUUCUCCCGAAGCUUGGGGACACCCGGCGAGGAGAGGGGCUGGGGUGGGAGCUGGGCUGCCCCAGAGGCGGGGUCUGCAGAGCCUUAAAUCCUGCCCCAGGGCUCGGCGUCCCAGCGGAGCAUGGCGUGAGCACGGCGGGACUUUAUCUAGGGCAAGGCGCAGGAAUGCUGGUGGAGGAGGGCAAGCAGCACCAUGUCUCCGUUAUAACUGAGUAGCCCUUAUGACCAACAUGAGCUGGAGCUUUCUCACCCGCCUGCUAGAAGAGAUCCACAACCACUCCACCUUCGUGGGGAAGGUCUGGCUCACCGUGCUCAUCGUCUUCCGCAUCGUCCUGACGGCGGUCGGUGGAGAAUCCAUCUACUCUGAUGAGCAAAGCAAGUUCACUUGCAACACCAAGCAGCCCGGCUGCGACAACGUCUGUUACGAUGCCUUCGCCCCGCUGUCACACGUUCGGUUUUGGGUCUUCCAGAUCAUCAUGAUAUCCACACCUUCAGUCAUGUACCUGGGCUACGCCAUCCACCGGAUCGCCCGGUCAGCGGAGGAGGAGAAGAAGUUCAAGGGCUUCAAGAAGAAGAAGCAGUUUGCUUUGAACUGGCAGGCGGUGCGCAACAUGGAGGACGCGAUGGAGGCGGAUGAAGAGGAGCCCAUGAUCUCCGACGACGCAGCAGAAAAUGAGAAAGCCAAAGCCAAGCCCAAGAGCAAAGAGCAGCAAAAGCACGAUGGGAGGAGGCGAAUCCAGCAGGAAGGACUGAUGAAAAUCUACGUCUUCCAGCUGCUUACCAGAGCUUCGUUUGAAGUUUGUUUUUUGAUAGGGCAGUAUUUGCUCUACGGUUUUGAGGUAGAAGCUUAUUUUGUCUGCAACAGACUGCCUUGUCCUCACACGGUGGACUGCUUUGUGUCCCGGCCAACUGAGAAGACAAUCUUUUUGCUGGUGAUGUACGUGGUGAGCUGUCUGUGCUUGCUGCUGAACAUGUGUGAGAUGUUCCAUCUGGGCUUCGGGACCAUCCGAGAUGCCAUCCGCAACCGGAAAAUCAACAGCUUCAGGCAGCCCCCCUACAACUACGCCUACCCCAAGAACAUCUCCUGCCCCCCCGAGUACAACCUGGUGGUGAAAUCGGAGAAGUCCACCAAGAUCCCCAACAGCCUGAUGGCUCACGAGCAGAACCUGGCUAACGUUGCGCAGGAGCAGCAGUGCACCAGCCCGGAUGAGAACAUCCCAGCGGACUUGUCCACCCUCCACAAACACCUGCGAGUGGCCCAGGAGCAGCUGGACAUAGCGUUUCAGAGCUAUGGCAGCAGCCAGGGCAACGCGCAGCCCUCCCGGACCAGCAGCCCUGCCUCGGGUGGCACGGUGGUAGAGCAAAAUAGGGCCAACACGGCCCAGGAGAAGCAAAGCGCUAAGCCCAAGGCGUCCUUGGAGAAAGGCAGCUCCAGCAGUAAGGAUGGAAAGACGUCUGUGUGGAUAUAGCCUGUCUGCCAGCAGAGAGGGCAGCGUUAAGUGGGGUUUUAUUUGGGGUUCUGUUUUUCAGUAUGUCUCGAGUUUAUUUCACAGGGCACAGAUGCAUUUUUUCUGUGGAAGUCAAGAGAGAAAAGGAAUUUCAGACCAAUUUAGUACUGUCUUCCGGUGCAUUAACAAAAGACAUUUCCUUCCUCUUUCCAACACGUCCUCCAGCCGGGAACCUCCAGUGAGCGACAGCGACCGCUGCAUCCCGCCGAGGCUGGACAGCCUGCUGUGAUGGAAGCAGGGAGCAGCUCCCACACACAGUGCUGCAGUCAGACGGCCUUUAAUUACUAAAUAUCCUUAAUCAAAAUUAAUUUCCGAUCCCUUGAUUAGAAAGGAAAGUGACUGAUACGUCGAUGAACUUUCACGGCACGCUCCCAGCUAACGUCUCACCGGAAUUUUUCAGUGCACAGCAGGCAGCACUGCAAGCGAAGGCAGCAGAGGUGCAUGCAUAGCACAGCACUGAUGGAUUUCAUCUUUCAUUGUGUGCUGAAACAAAAAGCAAACACGGCCAAACACUCCGCAGUGUGAGUUGGCAGUGACACUGCUGCUCGUACUGGUGCCUGCGUAGCGCUUGCUACAGAUGGAAUCACUGCAGUUACAGUGUUUUUAACAAACUGCUGCUUCACAUCAUCAGAAAGUGCCUUUUUGCAACCAGGAAAACAAAGUCAUAAAGGGUGUCGACUUCUUCACGUGCUAAAUUUGAGUAAAGAUGGGAAGAUCAGUGUUGGCAGGUUUGUUUUUCUGUUUAACCGAACUGUUAUACAUAGUGGCAGACAGCAGACCUAUGCAUAGCGCGUAUACGAUGCGUGUGUGUGCACAUGUCAGCAUAUAUAUGGACACAUGAACAUGUGUGUGUGCAUAUAGAUACAUAGAGAUAUAUAUAUAAAUGUGAUAUCAACCCUCUGGUAAUUUUACAGCCUUCCACUUUCCCUGGGAAAUCUUGUUGGAUCCAGAAGGAGUGUCAGUGGGAAACGGGCAGGUUUCCAUACACUUGCUAGGGGGCUCAGCAGAAGACCUGGUGGACAGGACCCAGGGCAGCAGCAAGAAGUCUGCCUCUGUUUUGUGGAGAGAUUUUGUUGCCUUUGCUUGGUUUUAAGGCAGUCUCCUUGCAGUUGCAGGAGCUCCAAGGCUCCUGCUGGUGCUGGAUGUGCUUUGGUGGGUGGUUUCAUCCUGGAGCUGAGGCGUUCUUGAGAUGCCUGUGGUGAUUCACCACCAUGGAGGCAAAGUAGGCAGAGCCUUCCAGAUCAAACUUUACAAGGAAGAAUUAAAUCCUUACAGAAUACAGCAUCAUUCCUGUGCUGAGCUGCUCCCUUACAGCCACGCCAGCAUACAAGCCCUCAUGCCACUAUUCCUUUCAUGUUACUUCUUGAUGGGCUCUUACUCAUGACCCUGAGAUCAGUCUCUGAAGCCUUGAGGGCAUCUGCUCUCCCCAGCCAGCACGAAAGCUGUGCAAUGCCCCUGGAGAACAGUGCUGGUAGCAAACAGUAGGUUUUAAAAGGUGCAAAGAAAUGUUCUCUGAGGUAUCCAACUGCAAAUAUUCGGUAUGGCUUUGGGUAACAGUCUGGAGACAGCUCCAGGCUUGUUCCCGAUCCUGCAGGAGGCACUGCCUGGAGCGCUGCCUGCUCUUGCUGCUGGAGUUGUUCUCUUUGGAUACAGGCAGCUGCAUCCCACAGGAGGCUCAGCGCAUCGUGCAGCAGCACUGGUCUGCAGCAGCACACACACAUCGCGUGCAGGGAUGUUUUGUAAUGUGAAUUUUCCAUCAGAGGCUCAGAACUAUGAGGUUCUGAGCACGGUUCAUCAGAGGUUCACAGCACAGUGGUAGGACAAACAUAUCUGCCCACGCUGCUCCUUGGCCUACAUAUGGGCACCCACCCAAUCGGGCAAUGCAGGGAGACUGGGUGCUGCUGGCAGUGCUGUCGUGAAGGUACAGACAGCCCAGGGCUUAUUCCCCUGAAGAUUUGGGGUGAUUGAAGACUGUCUUAUCUCCGUUAGCUCUGCUGUAAGCCAAGCAACCCUACUUUCACCAGCCUGUCAUUUCCGUGCCAUGGAUCCAGCACGCCAAGAGGGAUGAUCAGGCAGUCCUGCAGCAGAUUUGCAGCCUCCUCCAGGCUGGUGUCACCAGCACAUUUAAUACGCACACGCUGUUUUCCAUAGUGGGAGUCAAUAAUUGCAGUAUUGAUGAGCACUGGAGCCGGGGCAGACACUUGGGUGUUCAAUACCAGCUCCUCAUCAGGCAGGGUAACUGCUCACUCUGCCGUCCUCCCAGCCAGCCCUGCUCAUCUGUAGGGCUUGAAAACUUCCUUGUAUAAAAUGCUUUGCAAAUGAGGGCUGAUCUCACUUUCCCUUUUUUUUUUCUUUCUUCUUUUUCCAAGCUUUUUGACAGGGAUUGAAGCAAAAGGGCACACUGCUGGCAGGACUGCUUAAUGCCAGGAUCUUGUGGUGGGCUGCCAAGCUCCCAUACGCUCCUCUAUACCAAGAAGGAGCCGCCCCUGUUCCUCCAGCCACCAGCAUGAGUCAGAUAGCCCUAUAAAUAUGGAGGCUUAUUAUUAUAAUUAGAUAUACCAAAUUGCUCACUUCCCCCUUUCCUCCACUGCUUGCCCUCCGGAGCUCUUAGGAUGUUGUGUGCUCCACUGAGUCACCUCCACCACCAAGGCACCGACGUCUCCGCAGCAGUGACCCCUUCCAGAGCAGGAAGGGAAAUCCCGUCUUUACUGUGUCUGUUAGGGCAGGAAAAGGAUAGGAAGGCAAAAUAUGUGUAACCACAAGCAAAAGCCCCGCCACAAACCAAACCGGAGGCUUGAGGAAUUUCAAGCAGACGACGGGCAGCAUCGGCCAUGGAAGAAAUGCCAGUAUUACAACUAAUGCUUUGCUUUCUUUUCUGCAGGUUAGUCAUUCAGUUCACGCUCCAGACGGGUUUAGCUCUGUAGCUGAACUAAUCAUAAAUGUUGAUUCCCUCACUAAGCUUUGCUGGAUAAAGUGCCCGCCCUUGCGUUUCUGUUCUUACCAUUCAGGGCCAGGAAUGUCCCACGUAAAAGCCAGAUUACCUUGUUGCUUGCAUUGCAUUCCACUGGAAAAUACUUGAACUUAACUCAAGGCCAUAACCAGUCUGUGCUGUUAUGAAGUUUCUGGGAUAUUUUUUUUUUGUUCAUUUUUUAUGUACUAACUGUAUUUGUACUAGAAAAUUUUUGAGUAUGAGGUUGAAUCUCUCUAAGUAUUUCUCAGUGUAAAUGUUCCAUCUGGACUGUAGUUAGGUUAAGCAUUGGUCAAAAGAGAAUGAAACAUUAGCCCGACUCUUCAACCGGCUAUUCCACGUCCAUUACUAAUAAAACAGAAUAAAACUUACAUUUUGUUACAGAAUGCAAAGUGUGUGAUGUUUCCGUGAGAAGGAAGACGAGUGUUGAUGAGAAGAAAUUCUUCCCCAUCUAUUGUUUGCCUGCUUUAGCCAUAUAAGACCUCUAUUUUCCCACAUACAGCUAUAAAUCACUGCAAAAUAUUUUUGCCUUAAGAAGUAGUUGACCUUCUGGUUGUUUGGGAUGUGUUGUCUCUCUGAUGAAUCACUGCCUGCAGUUCCUUCAGGCAUGGAGCUGAAGCUGCCUAGGAAAGCCUGUGCUCCGAAAAGUGAAAAAACUUUGCUGAGUCCGGGAGAAGUUACGGCUGCAGCAGAGUAAA